AUGUCAGCUUCAGUGAAUUUUAAAAAGUCGCCAAGCCUGAAUUAUCGGCAAGGUGUGCAGCCAAAGCUCCUCUUUCCCACCGACAGUCAACAUCCACAGAAGCCGCCGCCUCCACAACCGCCGACUUCCUUCUUGCGUCAUCCUGACGACGUCCUCGCACCUCCACAGCAGUCGCCAUCAGGAUGCCAGUGGUUGACCCCCUCCACUUCCUCACCUGCCCUCCGCUCCUUCCAACACCAGCCAGUUUCCUCGUCAGUCUUCCACCAUCCGCCAGCUAGAACUGCCUUUCAACUGCAUCCGGAAUGCUUCGGACAGCUUCCGCCACCCAUUGGCUUGUCUCACGCGGCGGCUGCUGCAGCUGCAUACAUGUGCAACUAUUCACCGGUGGAUCCAGCCGCUCGUUUCUAUGUCAACGGAAACUUAACCCAAGCAAUUGAAGGCUGGCCAACAGCUUAUCAGCCGACGCUAACUGCCCAGGCCGGUCCACAUCCAGGCUACAACUUCCAUCCACACGACCUAGCUCUCAGCUCAGGCGAUCCCGGGGUGCUACAACGUCCCUCCGAAUUGGACUUCGCGAAGGCCCGAAGGGGCUCUGCUCCAACACAUCCCGUAGCAGCUCAAGCGUCGCCGGCCAAGCCAAAGUUCAUUCUUCCACCGUCCAGACCGCCAGUCGCAGUAGCCUCGGGUUCCCCGCCACCCCUACCACCGAGGUCGUCGCGCCAAUCCCAGCAGUCGCGCGGACCCACGAUGACGUCACCUGGCAUGAGUCAGCACAGCAAACAAACCGAGCCUUGGAACAACUGGGGCGGCGGCGGCGGCUCAACCAGUGUCGCUGCCGCGCCUGUCGCCCAAACUGCUCCGGGUCCUGGAAAAAUCCAGAAGUUCACCACGUCGUCCAGCGUCCACAGACCUUCGGCCCUAAUGCCUGGCGCUGAGGAGUCUUCGAGCAGCCACUGCCUCAAGCCCCCCUCGUCUAACCCCUCGAAGGAGACCACCCCGAUCGAUACCGGAUUCAGAAAGACCAAGUCGCCUUCUCCGUGUCUCCUGUCUGGGUCUCAUUCUAAGGCGGGCACCCCUUGUCGACCCAGGCAGGCGGUUUCCAAUGAACGCCAGAUGUCGCCGAGCGAGGAGGUCUUCAGGCAGAAUAUGCACAAGCUGAGCACAGCGGUGACGGCUUCGACGACGUCAACGCCAGUUGAGCCGAGGCCCUCGCACCAACACGUAACCCCGAGCAACCACGAGAGCGCCACAGUCGACAGCUCGUCUUCGUCCUCAGCAAGCCACCACGAAAGCGACGACAACUCGGACACCGAGUCGACGAGUUCGCGUCGAUCCGCAUCGUCGCGGUCGUCCAGCUUCUGCUCCGACUGCGCGAACAACGAAAAAGACGAGGCCAAACCCGCUGACUACGUUCCCUUCGUGAAGGCCGUCAAUCCGGCUGUGUAUCGACGCUUCAUUGAGCAGAAGUACUUCUCCAAUGUGGGUCGAGUUCACAAGGAGCGGGAGGAGAGGCAGGCACGCUUGGAGGCAGAGAUGGCCUUGAUGGGUUUGAGCGAGGCCUCCCGUGCCCACAUGCGGAAAAUGCUCCAAGCGAAGGAAUCGAACUACAUGCGAAUGCAGCGCGCUCGAAUGGAUGAGAGCAUGUUCCUUCGAAUUAAGCGCCUAGGCGUAGGCGCGUUCGGGUGGGUGUGGCUGGUUCGAAAGAAGGAGAAUCGUCAGCUGUACGCGAUGAAGAUCCUCAAGAAGCGGGACGUUGUGCGUCGAAGGCAGCUCGCCCACGUCCAGGCAGAACGCGACAUUCUCGCCGAGGCAGACAGCCACUGGGUGGUCAAACUCUUCUUCUCCUUCCAAGACACGCACGCACUCUACUUGGUGAUGGAGUAUAUUCCUGGCGGCGACAUGAUGUCUCUGUUAAUUAAAAAGGAAGUCUUCGAGGAGCCAUUGGCGAGGUUCUACAUCGCGGAACUGACGUUGGCUCUGGAGAGUGUUCACGCACUGGGCUUUAUCCAUCGGGACAUCAAACCGGACAAUAUUCUUAUCAAUCGUGACGGCCACAUCAAGCUGACAGAUUUCGGCCUUUGCACGAGCUUCCGUUGGACGCACAGCAGCAAGUACUGGGACCCGGUGUUCGCGAUUCCCCAGCCUGGCCAGGAGAAAACCACGCCUGAGGGUGAGGAGGCACUAACUAAACCGACAGACGACCCGGAGCGGGCUGAACUUGGCGACCAGGCGUGGCCCAUGCACGACCAGACCCUGGAGAGACGCAUUCGCAGCUCCUCCAAUCGACGCUGCGCCAAGUCCCUCGUCGGAACACCCAACUACAUCGCUCCGGAAAUACUUCGUCGACAGGAAUACAACCGAGCGUGUGAUUGGUGGUCAGUGGGGGUCAUUCUCUACGAGAUGCUCGUUGGUCGGCCACCCUUCGUUGCUCAGACCGCGUUGGACACGCAGCUACGCGUGAUCCAGUGGCAACGACACCUGCGCAUUCCCGGGGAGCCGCGACUGGCAGCGGACGCUGCAGACCUCAUUCGACGCCUUCUCUGCGACCCGGAGGAUCGUCUGGCGGAUCCCUGGUUGAUGAAGAAGCACGCCUUCUUCGCCGCCGUGGACUGGGACAAGCUGCCCAGUCAGACGCCUCCGUACGUGCCGACAGUAAGUAUUUUGAACGAACUAGACACGUCCAACUUCGAUGCAGUGGAGGAGGAGGUUAGCGGUGACGACCAGACCAGCUCGCAGAUCAGCGGAGGUGGAACCUUCGGUCUGACAAGUGCUCCCCACGCCUUCCCCGACUUCACGUUCAAGCGGUUUUUCGACCAGGAGAACAACCCUGCCUCCAACGAUCGCAGCGACCUCCUACUCACAACCCUCUAG
Messenger RNA from Mesocestoides corti, 2871 nucleotides. The record is from the annotation of a GenBank genome assembly. NCBI's taxonomy places the organism in Eukaryota, Metazoa, Platyhelminthes, Cestoda, Cyclophyllidea, Mesocestoididae.